AAUGACUGAUGGUUGGCAGGUGGAGCAGCAGAGAAGGAGACACCAGAGCUGACAGGAAAUCACUGUACCUGAGCUCCUUCGUCUCCGCGUCUUCCUACCUCUGUUGUGAGCCUCUCUCAGAAGAUUAAAGAAAAAGAAAGAGCAGCGACAGUAAAAAGGAUCUUUGUCUCCAUGUCUAAAUGCUUGUGCGUGCGUCCGCGGGCUGUGGGUUGAUGUAUGAUGGGAGCUGGACAGCUGCUCCACCGACUCCGGGAGGCUUUUCUUCUGCAGCUGUCGGCCAAGGUGACUCCACAGUCAGCGAUGAAAACACCAGCCGCCAGCUCACGUAACUGGGAGAGCUCCAAAGUAUCCAACCUUACCUCAGUCCUCGCUCUGAACACCGUAUUGUGCGCAACAUGACAUCUCUCUCUCGAGGUUAUGGCUGUGGACCAGAAGAUAAAGAACGUGGUCUUCGGAGAGUUGGGGCCCAAACCAAGAAUAUAAUCGUAUGUUUCAGAGUGAGACAACCAAGGCUGCGGCUGAACUUCUCCUCACGCCCCUUUUACACUUCAGUUUGUUUUGGACUGGAUACGUGAAGCAAUACAGCCAUGGCUCUCCUCCGCCUCAUCCGUGGACCGUUUCUCUGCCUCCUUCUUCAGGUUUGCCUCCUCAGCUGCAGCGCCUGGGCCAAGGUGACUUUGGACAUGAAUGAGACUGCUGAAGUGUACUUGGGCGCCACGGCUGAGAUUCGCUGCAACUAUGAAUUCACCAACGUCGCCAAAGAGCCCAGUUUUAUCAUGAUCCAGUGGUUUGUGCGAGCUGUCGGUAAGUCAAGAAGACGUAUCUCCUACAUGGACAACGAGUUCAACAUCGCGGACAACGAAACGGACUACACGGGUCGGAUCGGUGUUUCCAAAACCGAGCAUGGAGUUUUGCUCACAAUUUCUGACGUGCAGCUUUCAGACAACAGGGAAUUUUUCUGUUCGGUGAACGGGCUGGCUGCCGGCAGUGCUGAGGGCAAGACCAACCUCUCUGUGUUUGCUCCUCCAGAGCCUCCAGUGAUCGAGGGCAUCACUGCUGGAAUAUCUGUGACCAAAGAUGUGCCGUCUAAGAUUGCAUCAUGUGAGGUAAAGAACGGCUUCCCUCAACCCAACAUCACCUGGUACAAAAACGGCCUCUCACUGGAGCCAACAAUAGGACAAAUAAACGUCUUGACCCUGACCUGGAAGACCAAGGACCUCUACUCUGUCCAGAGCACCCUGGAGUACAAGGUGACCAAGGAGGACAAGGAUGCCCAGUUCACCUGUGCAGCGAUCUACUACAUCCCACAGGGCAUCAGGACGACUGAGUCCAACGCCGUCAACAUCACAGUCCACUACCCCACCACCAUGGUGGAGCUGUGGAAGGAGUCUCCUCAGGGCUUGGUGAAAGAGGGAGAUACUGUGGAGCUGCGUUGUCAGGGCGAUGGCAACCCCCCGCCAUCCUUCGUUUUCAGUAGAGUUCAAGAUGUGGAUAACGAACUGAAGAGCAGCGGUGACGUUGUGAUCCUGUCACCAGUCACACGAAAGGACAGUGGCAUCUACCAGUGUCGACCUGUUGGCUUUGACAGAAACACUGAUGUCAAAGGAGAGGUGCAGCUGACUGUGCACUAUUUGGACCCAGUCGUGGUCGUUCCUAAAGAGUCUGAGUUGAUGUUCAAGGGUGAAGAUCUCACCGCCAGCUGCAACGCUUUGUCCUCCUUGAAAACAUCCACCGUCUGGUAUAAGAAUGAGAAGCAAGUGGGCGAGGGAACCACCUUACACAUCCAGCAGGCCACCUAUGAAAUGACUGGAGAGUACACUUGUGUGGUGGCUGUUUCCACCGUGCCCGGGAUGCAAGUCAGCGGCUCCGUCCACAUUAUCGUUCAAGGGGAUCCUCAGCUGGUGGGAGCAGAGGAGGAGGUGCACAUGGAGGAGGCUACAGGCCGCAUGGUGAACCUGAGCUGUGAGGCUUGGGGCUAUCCUUCUCCCAGCGUCUCCUGGAACGUCAUUGGCAGCAAGGAGUGGUAUGAGGUGGUGAGCAAAUCAGAAGAGCACAAGACCCAGAGUGUGGUGUCGGUCAGAGUCACCUCGGACAUCAGCGCUCAGUGCAACGCUAGCAACGACUUAGGCAGUGGCCUCAAGAUCUUCAACGUCAAAGCCAUUCCCAGGGUCACCUCUUCGACUCCCUUCUCUCCAGCCGAGGGCAGCGGGGUGAUCAUCGUUGUGAUCAUUCUGUCUCUGCUGCUGCUGGCCAUCCUCGGCAGCCUUCUCUACUUCCUUCACAAGAAAGGAAAGAUUCCCUGCGGACGUGCAGGAAAGCAAGAAAUCACCAAAGAGAAGACGACCAAAGACGACAUUGUGGUAGAGAUGAAGAGCAGCACGCAGACCGAAGGCACCAUCCUCCUGAAGGCCGUGAACGGAGACAAAAAGGACCCAAAUGAGAAGUAAAAUCACUGUCAGGUCAAGCAUCAGGACACGUUGAAGACAACGAUCAAGUGUUUGCUGGAGAAUGAAAGAGAUAUGAUGGUCCGACUCAUAUAAGAUCUGCAGGAGGAAUGCACUCCAAAGCCUGGACAUUCUCCCAUUAAGAUUUGUUCUCAGCAGUAUUUAGAUGUACGUACACACACACACACACACACACUUGAAUGAUCAUUUUGUUCCUGAAGAUUUACUUUCUUCCUUUGUUUGGAAUGUUCCACAUGGUUUCUGUUCAGUUCCAUGAGUGUGUGGCGACGCACCUUUGCUCUUCAUCCACUCUUUUUGUUCAGUGAAGUGUAAAUAUAUAUAUUUUGUUAUUUAAGAGGUUUUCUGGUGCUCAGAUUUUCAUUUUACAGCACUGUCUGUUCAGAGUUGAGAAGAGUUCAGGAGUAGAAAGACCAAACAUCGGCUGACCUUCAUGACAGAACCACUCACUUGGACCACAUAAAUUAAUUAUAGGCCUUUUUCUGACCUUAUCUGGUAUAUGGACUCUGGGUCACAUUCUCAGCCAUUGAUUAUUAUCAUUUUAUAUACAUCUUGUAUCCUUAUAUCCAGAAUUGAGACAACAAAAAACAGUUGAAAAAGGUCCAUGUUUGGUAUCCAGGGGCCAAUAUUCUACACAGCCUAAAAUAGAGGUCCAAUAAAAGUUGGCAACAAGUGGCCCGCCCUGACUGGAUACAAGAUCUGGGCUAUAAUGGGUUUGGUUAUGUUAUUGAUUCUGGCCAUAUCUGGCUUUCAAGUGUAGGAGUGGGCUACAGUGAACCAGACCAACAGCUUUUGUUUUAUUCAGGCUUAGAUGUUGCAUAUGAUCAUACGUCCAGUUAUGGGCCACGACAGGCAAAUUAUUUUUUACUAUUCGUAGACCAAGUGACCAAUUAUGCUCUGUGAGAAUAAGGUCUUUAAAAGGCGUUUGUUUUUCUGGCACCACAAUCUGACAAACUACUGUCUUUUUUCCUUUUCCCAUUUGUAAAUACAUUGGUGUUGAGACCAGCUAGAGGUGACCGUGAAAGAAGGUCAGAGGUCGGUGAGCUGCUGUGUCUGUUUUUGAAUUGCUUCAUACACUGAAAUAUUUUUGUUGUUUUUCUUGGUUUGUUCUCAGUGUCUGUUCUAUGUAUAGAAUGUAAAACUAAAAAAAAAAGUUUUUCUACAUUGCCGCGAUGACUUGCAACAGCGUUAUCACAGUUGUGACAUGUUUUUUUGCUCAUGUUUUUGUUUCAGAGUUUAGAUGUUUCAGAAGUGUCCAGGAACAGAUUCUCCUCAGGCAAAAAUGUUUGACAAGGGUUUGAUAUUUUGCCGCCUUUACUGUUCAGAAAAAGGUUCAACUACAUCUGUAUUGAUUUGAAAAGUCAUUCUGCUUGUCAAGAGUUUUUUUUUUUUGUGAUAUUUUAACCAAUGGGAAAACACUUUUAAAAGUCACCAUUGCAUUUUCUGUUCUGAAUGUGUGUAAAUUGAGUACACCAUUUAUUGCUUCUGUCUUUUUAUAUUUUUUUCAAGAAAAUGUUGCCAAAUAAAAGUUCCAUUUGGAAAAUGCG
Messenger RNA from Cynoglossus semilaevis (tongue sole), 4009 nucleotides. It is a transcript of the gene mcama, whose product is annotated as melanoma cell adhesion molecule a. Gene Ontology annotation, cellular component: plasma membrane. Gene Ontology annotation, molecular function: laminin receptor activity. Bases 588 to 2447 code for a protein of 619 amino acids. The record is from RefSeq and is a predicted model, not a curated record. NCBI's taxonomy places the organism in Eukaryota, Metazoa, Chordata, Actinopteri, Pleuronectiformes, Cynoglossidae. The transcript is spliced from 21 exons.